Molecule: messenger RNA, 3209 nt
Organism: Neocloeon triangulifer
Lineage: Eukaryota; Metazoa; Arthropoda; Insecta; Ephemeroptera; Baetidae
Product: dynamin-1-like protein
Exons: 10
Coding region: 278-2422 (714 amino acids)
Biological process (GO): mitochondrial fission
Cellular component (GO): cytoplasm; microtubule; mitochondrion
Molecular function (GO): microtubule binding; GTPase activity; GTP binding
Source: RefSeq, a predicted model, not a curated record
CCUCGACGGACAUAAUCAACCCAACCCACAACCCAAAAAUCUUUCAUGUCCAGCUAACGGCAACUGCAUUUCGGCGGACGUGAUUAAAAUUUAACCUCGCUACAUACUUCCAAGUAGGAAUUAUUAUCGAAUCAUCGAUAACCACCGAAAAAGGCCACGCACUCAAGAACCGACGAGGAUUUGAAAAAUCAGUGAUUUCAGCUGACUCGUAGUUUCGAGUGAACUAAGCUCUUUUUACACCUAAGCCGCCAAGUCAAUUGAAAGGAUCUCUUCAGCGAUGGAGGCGCUGAUUCCUGUGGUCAACAAACUGCAGGAUGUCUUCAACACUGUUGGCGCGGACGCCAUCCAACUUCCACAAAUUGUGGUCGUUGGCACUCAGAGCUCCGGUAAGAGUUCCGUCAUUGAGAGUCUUGUAGGGCGCUCAUUCCUUCCUAGAGGCACUGGGAUUGUCACUCGAAGGCCUCUGAUCCUGCAACUUGUCUACGCCCCUAAAGAUGACCAACAGCACCGGUCAGCGGAGGAAGGUACCCUCGAUUUGGAAGCCUGGGGGAAAUUCUUACACACGAAGAAUAAAAUCUACUCUGACUUUGAUGAAAUUAGAACUGAAAUUGAAAAUGAGACGGAUCGAAUGGCAGGCAAGAACAAGUCCAUUUGCCCUGACCCGAUCAACUUGAAAAUCUUCUCGUCUAAGGUUGUAAACCUGACACUAGUGGACCUCCCUGGAAUCACAAAGGUGCCUGUGGGAGAUCAACCGGAGGAUAUUGAAUCCCAAAUUAGGGACCUUCUUGUCCAUUAUAUUGCUAACCCUAACUCCAUUAUUUUGGCCGUCGUGACUGCCAACACAGACAUGGCCACUGCAGAGAGUUUGAAGUUGGCCAAGGACGUUGACACGGAUGGACGGCGGACUCUUGCUGUGGUGACCAAGCUCGACUUAAUGGAUGCAGGUACGGACGCCAUUGACAUCUUGUGCGGCCGCGUAAUACCAGUCAAGCUGGGAAUCAUUGGUGUUGUCAACCGCUCGCAACAGGACAUCAUUGACAACAAGAGCAUUGAAGACGCUCUGAAAGACGAAGCCAGUUUUCUGCAGAGGAAGUACCCAACUCUAGCAAACAGGAAUGGCACCCCCUACCUUGCAAAAACAUUAAACCGCCUGCUAAUGCACCAUAUUAGAGACUGCCUCCCUGAUCUUAAGACACGAGUGAACGUAAUGGCAUCUCAGUUUCAAACGCUGCUCAACUCGUAUGGCGACGACGUUUCAGACAAAAGUCAGACCCUGCUGCAAAUAAUCACCAAGUUUGCUUCCGCCUACUGCUCUACUAUCGAUGGUACGGCUCGCAACAUUGAGACAACAGAAUUAUGUGGUGGCGCCAGGAUUUGCUACAUUUUCCACGAAACUUUUGGACGAACUCUCGACUCGAUCCACCCAUUGACGGGCUUGAACAAAAUGGACAUCCUGACAGCCAUCAGAAACGCCACUGGUCCUCGACCAGCUCUCUUUGUCCCUGAGGUGUCGUUUGAAUUGCUGGUUAAGAGGCAGAUCCGGCGUUUGGAAGAACCUUCCCAGCGUUGUGUGGAACUCGUCCAUGAGGAAAUGCAGCGCAUCAUCCAGCACUGUGGAACAGAAGUGCAGCAGGAAAUGCUUCGUUUCCCUCAACUCCAUGAAAAGAUUGUCGAUGUUGUUACUCAUCUACUUCGACGGCGUCUGCCCACAACCAAUGCCAUGGUUGAGAACCUGGUGGCCAUCGAGUUAGCCUACAUCAACACUAAACACCCUGAUUUCAACAAGGACGCUGCAUACGUCUCGUCUUUGUUGAAACACCACGAAGAACAUGAAACUGCACGCCCGGCCAACAGAAGAACUCCAGUUCCACAGCAAGGGGUCUUAGUUACUGCCCAGGACUCGGAAGUACCGAAGAAUCAAAACGUCGCUCGACUCAAUGGAGAGAUGGUUCCUCUGCAGCCUGGCUGGCUAUCGAGCUAUUUGCCCCAAGCAGGUAAUCUCGAGUCGGCUGAAAACUCUCCAAUGGGAACUCCGGCACAUCAUCCACCCAGUUCACAAAGUCCUCAAAAGCCAGUCAAUCUGUUGCCAGAAGUUCCAACUCAGCAGAGCAGAAAACUUUCCGAGCGAGAGCAGAGGGACUGCGACGUCAUUGAACGUUUGAUCAAAUCGUACUUCUACAUCGUUCGCAAGUCCAUCCAGGACAGUGUGCCUAAGGCUGUGAUGCAUUUCCUGGUCAACUAUGUCAAAGACAACCUACAGUCUGAGCUAGUUGUGCAUUUGUACAAGUCAGACCAUGCAGAGGAGCUGCUCAGCGAGUCUGAACACAUUGCCAGGCAGAGAAAGGAGGCUGCGGACAUGUUGAAGGCUCUGCAAAAAGCAAAUUUGAUCAUCAGUGAAAUCCGUGAGACCCACAUGUGGUAGAUUGUUGUUCCGGAGUAUUUAUUUCUGGAAAACCGCCCGUUUUAGUUCUUUUCUUUUGAUGAGAGAAGUGACCUUCUCAUAACACAAUGAGAUUAGUUGUGAUGUUGAGACAUUCAAGUGAUGAUCAAUUGUUAUUAGACUUCACGGAAUCCGAAUUGUUGUGUUUAUGUAGUUCAGCAGCUUUUACCAUUUUGUGGUCUAGUGCCAAUGCAAUUUUUCAUCUGAGAAGCACAUUAUUUGCUGAUGCUGGUGUGAAUGAAUUGUUGCUUCAGUUUUCUACGCUAAAUAUUGUUCACUAAUGGAGGUUGCUGGAAAACGCAUUAAAUAUUCGGAUGUAUUCAAAAUUUGCUAUUCAUUUUAGUAUGUUCAUUUAUUUUCGAUCAACUGAAAUUAAAAUUUUGGUAAUUUUUCAAGCAACAAGAACUGCAAAUAAUUUAGUUUGAUUUGUAUUUACAGUGUUUUAUGUACCAUUAUUUUUUUAGCAAAUCUUAGCAUUUUUCUAAGUCCGUCAGCUCAGCAACACAUCAUCAUUUAUAUAUAGUCUUAUACACAGUAUAUAAUAUAAAAAUUGUUCAAAUAUUUGCCUAGACACACAUGAAAUAAUUAAGCUGUAUUGCAAAAAUAGAUUUAUAGUCAGUCAUUCCUUACUGAUUGUCAAAAAAGAUCCAAAGAAGACUUUUACUUAAUAUAGAAAUACAUUUACCACGAGAGAUACAAGAAAAUUUGUUUCCAAAAGUUUCAAAUAAUAAAAUUACCAGCAAGUUUGAUCACAAUUACAUCAUAUUAU